Molecule: messenger RNA, 1731 nt
Organism: Morchella sextelata
Lineage: Eukaryota; Fungi; Ascomycota; Pezizomycetes; Pezizales; Morchellaceae
Exons: 4
Coding region: 1-1731 (576 amino acids)
Source: RefSeq, a predicted model, not a curated record
AUGAAAGCCGGACAAGAAGAAUGGAACUCAAUGCUGUCCCGCCAAUCUAAAACUCUCGAAGAAGCAGUACAAGAAUACCACCGCAGGUACUCCAUGGCGCCUCCAGAUGGAUUUGACGACUGGUUCAACUACGCACAAUCGCAAAAUGUAGUACUCAUCGAUGAAUUCGACGAGAUGAUGAAAUCCCUCGUGCCCUUCCGGAAGCUAGGUCCGGAGGAGGUUAGGCGGAGAACAGCAAUACUGAACCGCAUACCGAAUGAUGUAAAUCUGCUGCGCGUCAGUGGAGAUGGGAAUGAGUUUAAGUAUGAGAUGGUACUUCAAACUGGGGCGAGGACCGAGAGAACGGAGGGACUGAUCUCGAUGCUGAGGCCGGUUGAGAAGCUUCUGGCGAAGCGGAAGUGGAAGGAGUUUGAUGUGGUUGUUAAUGAGCUUGCGGAGAGCAGAGUGUUGGGGGGUGAUUGGAAUAGUAGGGUACUGAAAGGAGGCAAAGAGGCGGAGGGGUUGGAGGGAUAUGAGUUCUCGAAGGAGGUGUGGGAGGCUCAUGGUUUUGGGGAGAUGAGCCUGAUCAGGAGUGUUGCGAAGGCUUGUGGAGAGGACAGUGCGUUUGCGAAGGCAAACCCAACAUUCAGAGUUUCGAAAAAAGUGGAGGAGAAGGAAGAUGGGGAGAGUGGAGAUGAAGGAUGGGAUGAUAUGGAGCUCAGAGAGGAUGGUGUGAAGGUUGAGGUGGAAAUAGUGGAGAUGGCGAAGUUGGAGGGGUUGGAAUGGUUGCAGGAUGUUGAUGUCUGCAAUCAUCCGGAGCUCACUCAGUAUCAUUCUGGAUUCCGCACAACACACCUUACCACUCGAGGUCUCUACCCAAUGCUUUCAUUCGGCGCUCCAAGUGCUUACAGCGAUAUUCUAUUUCCAACGAGCUAUCAAUAUGGUGGUAAUCCGGACUACAAAUAUAUCCCUGAGGAAGAUAUGCCUUGGGAUAAAAAGGAGAACGGAUUAUACUGGCGUGGUAGCCCCACUGGUGGCGGUUACGGCGAUAAAGAAUUUGGAUCUAUGCACCGUCACAGACUCGUUACGAUGACGAAUCCGCCCAUGCCCGCUCCAGCAGAAGGGACAGAACUAAACUUCACCCUUACUGGAGCAGACGCAGAGAAUAAUAUGCUCGCAAAAUACAUAUCAAAGACCGACUAUGACGAACAGUUUACCAACGUCACAUUUGUUGAAAUCGCACAAGACAACUGUAACUUCUUUGAAUGCAACGCCCUCAACUCAUUCUUCAAGUUCGGCGAGCAUAAGCCUUUGAAGGAGGUCUGGAGAUGGAAAUACGUAAUCGACGUUGACGGCUGGGGCUACAGCGCAAGAUGGAGGGCACUAAUCGUGUCAAAGAGCCUCGCGCUGAAAAGCACAAUCUACCACGAGUGGUACUCAGAGAGAAUGGUGCCGUGGGUCCAUUUUGUCCCCAUCAGUGCGAAGAUGGAUGAGCUGUACGAUGUAUUGGGAUAUUUUCUUGGAGGCGGAGAGGACGCACCGGAGAUCGUGGCCCAUGAAGAGGAGGCGAAGAAGAUUGCGGAGGCCGGGAAGGACUGGGCGGAUAAGAAUAUGAGGAAUGAGGACAUGAUUGUAUAUGUCUGGCGACUCAUGCUAGAGAUGAACAGGCUCUAUAAUGGGGAAGAUCAAGUCUACAGAGUACCUACAGCUUACGAUGAGGCUACCUGGGUGGACGAACUGUCCGACAAGUAG